Molecule: messenger RNA, 1314 nt
Organism: Penicillium concentricum
Lineage: Eukaryota; Fungi; Ascomycota; Eurotiomycetes; Eurotiales; Aspergillaceae
Product: NAD(P)/FAD-dependent oxidoreductase
Exons: 4
Coding region: 1-1314 (437 amino acids)
Cellular component (GO): cytoplasm
Molecular function (GO): oxidoreductase activity
Source: RefSeq, a predicted model, not a curated record
AUGUCUAACUCCCAUGUAAAAUCCUUCCCUCGCCCAGCAGCGGGGUCUACCCAAUCAUUUUGGCGCACACAACCAGAUCCCCUCGAUAACCACCACACAACAUCAGACCUGCCAGAGGAAACCGACAUCCUAAUUAUCGGCGGCGGCUAUGUCGGAGCGUCGGCCGCUUAUCGGUUGCUUGCAGAGAACCCCCAAAAUCCAACCCCCGGGUGGUGUGGCCAUUUGAGACCAGAUAUAUAUUCAGCAACAGCAUUGUUCACCGAACGCUAUGGGAUCGAAGCAGCAGCAGAGAUCGUUCGGUUCGAAAUCUCACACUUGAAGAUCAUUGAAGAGCUGGUCCGUAAAGAAAACAUCGAUUGUGAACUUACUUUCACUCGUUCUUAUGAUAUGUAUCUCGAUGAAGAUGAGCUCAAGAAGGUAAAAGCUUUCUACGACUCUUUGGUUGACCAGGGAUUGGAUUUUAUGGAUGAUGUUAAAUACAUGUCUGAAGCUGAGACCCGAGAUAAGGCGCAUGUUCGAGACGCCAAGGGAGGUUUCAGCUUUCCAACGGGACAUCUCUGGCCUUACAAGCUCGUUGCCCAUCUUAUUCGCGUCGCCGUUUCCCACGGCUUGAACUUGCAGACGAAUACACCUGUAUCUGAAAUCGGGGAAAGCCCAAACGCAGAUGGCUUCUGGCCGGUAACCACCAGUCGUGGAGUCAUUAACGCACGGAAGAUUAUCCUCGCGACCAACGCAUUCACCAGCGCCUUGGCCCCGGAAUAUUCUAAAGCUAUCAUUCCCUGCAAAGGUAUCUGUAGCCAGAUAGCUGCGGCACCUGAUGCGCCCCAUCAGGAUCUGCCUGGUACUUAUGCAAUCCGAUCUGGGCCGGGGGCGUAUAUUUAUCAAAUUUCCCGGAAUGACGGGUCACUCAUCGUCGGCGGAGCAUCAAAUCUUUUUAGAGAUGAUCGGGAGGAGUGGUAUGAUAACCCCGAUGAUGGGAAGUUGAUUAAAGUUGCUGCGGAUUAUCUUGAUGGUUAUAUGCAACGCACGUUCAUCGGGUGGGAGGAUAGUAAGGCGGAAAUCAAACAUAUCUGGGCCGGUGUUAUGGGAUACAGUGCAGACUCGUUGCCUCAUGUUGGUAGUAUUCCGGGUAAAUCGGGCCAGUUUAUCGCGGCCGGAUUCAAUGGACAUGGUAUGCCUGUCGCAUUCUUGUCUGGUAAGGCUGUUGCGGAUAUGGCCCAGAGCUCCGUUGCAUUUGAGGAUACUGGUUUGCCCAGGUUGUAUAAGACAUCACUUGAUAGAUUGGAGCCGGUCUUUGAUGAUAUCCCGGGCUAG